AUGGAAGGAGCUGGCGAUAGCUUCACAUCGGCCUCAACCACCACCACCACCCGCCUCCACAUCACCCCUCUAGACCCUGAUCUGCUCAAGGUCAUCAUCCCCGCCAAGGCCAUCCCCGUCGCUGCGAACAUCUCGUACCAUACCCUCGAGACCUUUCCCGAAAAGCGUUACGGCUUCGUGGACCUGCCGACCGAGGAAGCCGAUCGCAUAAAGAAGAAGCUCAACGGCGCCGUCUUAAAAGGUGUCAAGAUCAGGAUUGAGAAGGCGAGGCAGAGCAAGGAAGAUUUAAUCAUGGCACGGCGCAAGGAGGAGGAGGAGCGGUCUGGCGACAAGGACAAAAAGACCAAGAAGGAGAAGGUACCCAAGGAGAAAAAGGAUCGCAGCAAGAAGCGCAAGAGGGAUGAUGAGGAGAUUGCUGGCGUCGAGCUUGAGGAGGGUCGCAAGGUCAAACGUGGCUGGACCGUUUCGCCCAAGGAAGCACGCGAGGCCAAGUCUAAAGACAAGAGCAAGAAGAAGGAUAAGGACAAGGACAAGGCAAAAGACAAGAAAAAGCGCAAGGAGCAAAAGUCUGUCUACACCGAGGGUCCCGAGUGUCUGAUCAGGACGGUGCUGCCAGCGACAGCUCUCGCUGAACAGGAUGGCUCGGUCAAGAAGCGGAAAAAGAAGGACAAGACUGUCGUGAUACACGAGUUCAAGAAGACAAAGACGUUUCCCACGUUCUUGAAGAGUUCCACAUCGGCAAAUUCUAUUCCGACAGAGUACGUAGAGGGCACCGGCUGGGUUGAUCAAGAUGGCAAUGUUGUGGAGGCUGUGCGGUCGACGCGGUCUACAGGACGAAGGCGGAAGGAAAAGUCGCCAUCGCCACAUACGUCGUCGGCAGUGGAGGGCGAUGCACAAGAUGAUCCUAAGCCGACGUCCGCAGAACCAGAUGCUGAGGAUACCACUAGUUCCAGUGGCAGUGACACGUCAUCCGAUGAGGAAAGCGAGGAGGAGGAAGCCUCUAACGAGAUCCUACCACCGAUGAAACUUCGACCGGACUCCAUAUCUAUCCCGGAGACACCUUCACCUUCGAAGGAUGAAGCCAUGAGUGCGGUGUCGAAAACACACUCACCUAGACCCAAGUCUGCAAGCUCCGUCAUGAGCUUGACAAUCAAGAUACCGCCGGCUACACCCGUCACCCCGGGCAAAGCCUCGGUACACCCACUGGAAGCACUCUACAAACGACCUAAGCCUGACGGAAAGGAAUCCUCGGCCGUCUCGGAGGAGAAGCCCGGAUUCACUUUCUUUGGUGGGGAAGACUUUGAGGAUCAGGAUAUGGAGGACGAAGCCAACAGCGGCGCUUUACAGCCACCCAUGACUCCAUUCACGCGCCAGGACUGGGAGCAUCGCAAUAUCCGCAGCGCGGCACCGACGCCGGAUACGGCGCACCACAACCGCAGCUUCAGGUUCUGGCCGCCGCCUGGUGAGGAGGAUGAUAUUGCCGAGGACGAAGAGGAGGAAGAUGGAGAUGACGACAACGAAGCCGGUGAUAACAACGGCUCAGCAUCUGAAGCGGCCGCUGCAAGCGGCGAGAAGGCGCCAACCACGGACUUCCAGAAAUGGUUUUGGGAGAAUCGUGGCGAUCUCAAUCGCUCCUGGAAGAAGAGGAGAAAGCUGGCAGGCAAGGAGAAGAGGUAUAGGGAAAACCGGUCGCGGGCAAGUAGGGCCGUCUAA
Pyricularia grisea is the source of this 1713-nucleotide messenger RNA. RefSeq lists its product as uncharacterized. Lineage: Eukaryota; Fungi; Ascomycota; Sordariomycetes; Magnaporthales; Pyriculariaceae. The coding region runs from base 1 to 1713 and encodes 570 amino acids. The record is from RefSeq and is a predicted model, not a curated record. The transcript has a single exon.